This is a messenger RNA of Camponotus floridanus (Florida carpenter ant), 2762 nucleotides long. RefSeq names its product cytochrome P450 4C1. Gene Ontology annotation, molecular function: iron ion binding; oxidoreductase activity, acting on paired donors, with incorporation or reduction of molecular oxygen; monooxygenase activity. The coding region runs from base 658 to 2379 and encodes 573 amino acids. The transcript is spliced from 11 exons. The record is from RefSeq and is a predicted model, not a curated record. Lineage: Eukaryota; Metazoa; Arthropoda; Insecta; Hymenoptera; Formicidae.
UUAAUGUUUACGGAAGGAGUAUGGCUUCCAGGGAUCACCUAAAAGCGGGCCAAUCUUUCAGUCUUUUCUCUGCAUUGGGCAUUUGCCAUCUAACAAAAUUCUAAUUAAUGACCAACCAAAUUUUUUUCUCAGUGUGUGGUCGAUUUAUGAGAACUGGUUACUACGCGUUUCGCGACAUCUCGAAUCCCAGAGAGACGAACGGUCCCCUAUCGAUUUAUGCUACCGAUCAAAGCCUCGUCUUGCUUGUCUCCAGUCGCCCGAAACGCACGAAAUCGAAAUAUCAGGGCUAAGCCCUCUGUUUUGUAUUAUUUUGAGUUUACUUUAUUUCAUAUAUUUCCACAUAUUUCAUUAUACGUCUCGAACGAGCUAUUUGCAAUUCUUAUAUCUGUUAUUGAAAGUUAUUAUUAUGUAUUAUCUUUAUCAGAAACGAAAUGAUCGUGAGCUCUCGUAAAUUUUCGGAACUCGAGAUUCGGGAGAUUCGCGAUAUAUAAGCUUCUCGGAGCCGAUGGACAGGGUCUUGCUAAUCAUAUCGUCGCUACGCAUAAUUCGUUAGGGCAAGUAACAUAGUAAUUAUUACAAUAAAGACAGAAAUUAUUAAGAAGAAGAGAGUUUAUUUCAUACAAAGGAGGCUACAUCAGAAAAGAAAUUUAGAGACUUAUGCCUCGAUUUGCAUCGCCUGUUCGAUUUAAAUCCCCCAGGAUUUUUACGCAAGAAAUCAAACAUUAUGAUCCUUUGAGUCGGAUCCAGGACGAGAAGUUAGGAGAAGGCGGUUUGAAGAGGCUGCGGACUAGCAUCCGGGAGAGGUCAAGGAAGCAUCCGUGGAGCAAUUCAUCGGUGGUUGCGAUUACGAGAAUGGAUUUUAUUUCUUUGAUACUAGGCACCUUAUUUGUUAUUUUAAUAAUUCGCGUAAUUAUGUUAAUGUAUCAUCAAUAUAUUCUUCGAAGAAAACUCAAGAACAUUCCUCAAUAUGGCAGAUUUCCUUUUGGUGCAGCACUUGAACUAAUAAAACUAACAAACGAGGGACUUGUACAAUGGUAUUUACAACGUAUGCUACAAUUUAAAGAAGGAAUUUUCGUACACUGGCUUACCAUAUUUCCAUUCAUUAAUCUUUAUAAACCUGAAUUAUUAGAAAUUAUUAUGACCAGUACUGUAAAUAUUGAGAAAGGACAUCCAUAUCAACUGCUGAAAUCUUGGUUAGGCAACGGACUUCUGACUUCUACAGGAAAACAAUGGUUCCAUGAUAGAAAAUUGAUCGGGCCAACAUUUCACUUUAGUAUAUUGGACCAAUUUGCUGUGAUUAUGUACGAAAAAGCAGAGAUUUUGAUAAAAUGUCUGGAAAAGGAGAUAGCAAAGAAUCCAGGGAUGCCCAUCAAUAUUUUUCCGUUCACUAACAAUGUUGCGCUUGACGUUAUAUGUGAAACGGCAAUGGGUGUGAAUACACAUGCUCAAGAAGAUGAAAUCAAGUAUACUGCAAUAAUACAUAGAGUUUCUAAAUUAGUAACAAAGCGAUUAAUUCGACCGUGGCUAUGGUCAGAUUGGUUGUAUAACUUAAUGCCUGAAGGAAUGGAAUAUAAAUCAAUGAUUAAUAUAAUACAUAAAUUUACGAGAGAGGUAAUACAUAAGAAAAAGAUUAUUCGACAAUCACGAAACGAUUCUACUAAAGCGGAAAAUGAAGAUGAUGAACCUGAUAUAGGUAAACCGGAGAGGAAAGCUUUUCUGGAUCUAUUACUAGAUCAAAAUGAGAAGGAUGAAAUUCCAUUAACCGAUGAUGAAUUGAGGGCACAAGUUGACACAUUCAUGUUCGAGGGUCACGAUACAACUGCGGUUGCCAUAACCUGGACACUCUUUCUUUUGGGUAAUAAUCUAGAGCAUCAAAAAAAAGUUCAUGAAGAACUCAAGGAAGUUUUCAAGGAUUCAGAGAUACCAGCCAACAUAAAAGAACUGUCGCAAUUAAAGUAUCUUGAUAGGGUCAUAAAAGAAGCGCUCAGAAUAUUCCCAAGUGUACCUAUAAUCACAAGAAAAUUAUCGGUAGAUAUAAAAAUAGGUGAUUAUACGUUCCCAAAAGGUGUUACAGUUGCAUUGGGAAUUGGAUUAGUGCAUAGAAAUCCGGAAGUUUGGCCAGAUCCGUUAAAGUUCGAUCCAGAUCGUUUUCUUCCGGAAAAUUCGAAACAUAGGCAUCCAUAUGCCUACAUUCCAUUUAGUGCUGGACCAAGAAAUUGUAUUGGCCAGAAAUUUGCUUUACUCGAAGAGAAAACAAUGUUAACAGCUAUUCUGAGAAAGUGGAGAGUGGAAAGUGUAAAAAAAUUAGUCGAAUACGAGGCCACUCUUAUUUUGCGACCAACCGAAGACAUAUUCAUCCAUUUCACGCCAAAGAAAUAAAUAAUUUACCAUUAAAUGUUCAUUUCUUCUUAUCGUGCACAAUCUUUAUAAUCUUUUUCGGUUAUGGAAUUUUUGAAUCGUUAUUCUCGUUGUAGAUAUAGCAUACUACUAUUGUAUAUUAUAUAUUAAUAUAUAAUAAUUCAGAGUGAUAUGAAAUGUACGUUUGAAUAUCACAAAAUAAUCGGUGAGGAAAGAAGGUCGAAACCUCGAAGUAUCUCGAAAAAAUACAACGCGUUAAUGUAUUACACAUUCUGUGUAUAAGAACUUUAAACAUGUGUUAUGUUUUAGAGCUGAUAAUAGUUACAUUCAGCAGAACAAUUACUCAGUCGUCGUCUUGUCACUUGAUGUUGAUUAUGCUUAUUAAAUAUGCUUAUCGAAUCAAA